Molecule: messenger RNA, 333 nt
Organism: Gryllus bimaculatus (two-spotted cricket)
Lineage: Eukaryota; Metazoa; Arthropoda; Insecta; Orthoptera; Gryllidae
Source: the annotation of a GenBank genome assembly
AUGGAUCAGUACGAUGGAGUUGAGCAGAGCAGAUUACAGCAAAGGAGGGCUGAGCAGAUAAAGGUGGUGAAAGGUCAUGCAGCUGUUAGGAAGGCUGGGAGGAGCGAUGGUGGGGUGGAAACGGCGGGUGGGAUUGGCAAGGAGGAGUGGGCGGGAAGGGUGGUCGACGUGGAACGGGGACCGCUGGGCUUUGAGCCCGACUUCUUGUACCCCCUGGAGAACGUUACCAUCGCGCAGGGCCGAGACGCCAUGUUCACGUGCGUCGUGAACAACCUGGGAGGAUACAGGCUCAUGCCUUUUGGGGUUCACAUCGACAUUUCACUUCUUGUGUAG